UUCUCGUUUCAGUCUUCAAUGCCUUAAAAUGAAGGGGGGGGGGGGGGGGGGGCGUUGUUGGAGCUGUACUGUCGGAAGCGGUGUUCACUUUCGCUCGGGCGAUUCGGGGUUUUGUCUGUCAUGGCCGGGAAGGAGGGAGAAGGCCUGUCUUGUGCCGAGCUGGAAAGGGAGGUGGUGCUAAAACAUCCUCCUCAGCCCGUGGGGGACGGGGAUUUGUCGGCGUCAGGGUUAGCGCCAUCAAGCGCGGUGGCAGCUGAGGGUGGCAGUUGUGACUUGUGAAGAGGGAGACGUAUAGAAAAUCACAAAUUGUCAGUAGCGGCAAGGUCUGUUUACUGGACUAAUUAAUGUAAUAAUAUUUUGUUCGUCGUUCUGCUUAGGAGUCUGCCUAACGAAGGAAUAAGGUACACCUUAUCAGUGACUAACAGGCUUGAGCCUGUCUGCUUACAUGAUUUAGGUACACUCCUAUCUAGGAAAAGCAAGAUAAUGGAAGAAGGACACUGAAGCUUGCAGAACUACCAGAUGCAACUGGUUUUGUGGUCUCAGCUGUAAGGGAAAGGGUGAAGAUAGAACCAAGUUCACAGAAAGGACACUGUGAAGACCAGCUAGAGACUGUAGUGCACAUGCGGAAGUUGUCUAAAUAAGGCAAAAUCUGUUACUUAAUAUGAAGAAAAGCAGAGGUCGGACAGGUCGAAAGAGAAGAACAAAACACUUGCAGGGUUUUAUGGAUGGAGUCAACUGCAGUCACAAGCCGGAAUACAUUAAACUUAAAAAGUGGCUGAAAGACAGAGGAUUUGAAGACACUAAUUUAAGGCCAGCAGAGUUCAGGGAUACAGGAAGAGGAAUCAUGACAAGAAAAGCUCUUCAGGCAGGGGAUCUGAUUAUUUCAUUGCCUGAGAAAUGCUUACUCACCACAGGCACUGUCCUUAGUAGCUGCUUGGGAGAAUACAUUGUGAAAUGGAAGCCUCCUGUAUCUCCUUUGAUAGCACUGUGCACAUUUUUAAUAGCAGAGAAGCAUGCUGGUGAGAAGUCCCUGUGGAAGCCGUAUCUUGAUGUUUUACCCAAGACAUACACUUGCCCUGUUUGUUUGGAGCAUGAUGUAGUAAGCCUUCUUCCCGAACCUCUAAGAAAGAAGGCUGAGGAGCAGAGAACAGCAGUCCAUGAGUUGUACAUAUCUUCCAGGGCUUUUUUCUCUUCCCUGCAGCCCAUGUUUGCUGAGAACACAGGAACUAUUUUUAACUACAGUGCUCUAGAGUGGGCUUGGUGCACUAUUAAUACCAGGACAAUAUACAUGAAACAUUCACAGAGGGAAUGUUUUUCUCUUGAGCCAGAUGUUUAUGCAUUGGCACCAUAUUUAGAUUUGCUAAACCACAGUCCAAAUGUUCAGGUAAAGGCUGCAUUUAAUGAGCAGACAAGAAGCUAUGAAAUUCAGACAAAUUCACAGUGCAAAAAAUAUGAAGAAGUAUUGAUCUGCUAUGGGCCUCAUGAUAAUCAGCGACUGCUUCUAGAAUAUGGAUUUGUUGCUAUGGAUAACCCUCACAGCAGUGUUUAUGUCUCCUCAGAUACUCUCCUCAGGUAUUUUUCACCACUGGACAAGCAGAGAAAUGCAAAACUUUCCAUUCUAAAGGAUCAUAAUUUCUUAGAAAACCUGACCUUUGGAUGGGAUGGGCCAUCUUGGAGACUCCUCACAGCCCUCAAAUUGUUAAGUCUUGGAGCAGAUGAAUUUAGUUGCUGGAGGAGAACGCUGCUUGGUGAUGUAAUUUCAGCCAGAAAUGAACAGCAGAGUUUGAAGAUAACAGCAAAAAUAUGCCAUUUUUUAAUAGAGGAGACACAACAUGUCCUUCUCCAGAUUUCCCAGUUGAAAAGGAACAAAGAGAACCUCAAAAAACACGUGACUUUGGUAGAAGCACUACGCUUGGAAGAGCUGAAGAUACUCCAAAAAUCAGCUGAGAUUCUUUGCCACUUGAAUAUGGCAACAACUUGACCAAUCUGGAGCUGUGAUAGUUGUGACUGAUGGAGCUCAUUUGCCAUGGAUGUGCCUUACUCAACUGUUUUAAUAGACCUGAGCAGCAAAGAAUAAUAUAAAAAGACAUCAGAAUAAUCCUUGUUUUUUUUACGGGGUCACACAGAACCCAGAGUCUUAUUUUGUUCUUUGACCUUCUUCAGUAAUUCAAAAGGUUAGCCCAAAUGGUGGGGGGAGGAGUAUAGGUGGCUUUCAUCAUAUCUCACUGAAACCAUGGCUGCUGUGAGCAAAACUGUAGCAGGACAGCUGGGAAGAAGAACUGGGAGUGCUGUACAGCUAGUGAAUGAUGAGGACAUCUUGACCCUGGUCGGCCAGAAGCCUUGGGAGCAGCAAACAGGAA
This is a messenger RNA of Tyto alba (common barn owl), 2360 nucleotides long. It is a transcript of the gene SETD4, whose product is annotated as SET domain containing 4. Lineage: Eukaryota; Metazoa; Chordata; Aves; Strigiformes; Tytonidae. Bases 662 to 1981 code for a protein of 439 amino acids. Gene Ontology annotation, molecular function: transcription coactivator activity; protein binding; histone H3K4 methyltransferase activity. Gene Ontology annotation, biological process: peptidyl-lysine dimethylation; peptidyl-lysine trimethylation; positive regulation of transcription by RNA polymerase II. The record is from RefSeq and is a predicted model, not a curated record. The transcript has 11 exons.